Messenger RNA from Mesorhabditis spiculigera, 690 nucleotides. The record is from the annotation of a GenBank genome assembly. Lineage: Eukaryota; Metazoa; Nematoda; Chromadorea; Rhabditida; Rhabditidae.
AUGCCUAAAAAAGUCGUCUACCACUAUGCCUUCUUACAGAUUUUCUCUCUUCUCGUCAGCACGAUGUUCCUUUUAUGCGACAUGGGGAGGUUCCGAAAUGGCUCGAUCUCGAUAUUCUUCUUGAACGUCUUGUCUGAAUUUGCCGUGGCAAACGUUCUGGCAAUAAGCGUCUAUUUCAGCUUGCAACCGAAUCUGUCGUGGCUAUUACUGCUCUACUUUCAUCUCGUUCUAUCGUUCCGGAUGUCUCAAUUCAUUCGUCAUCUCCACCAUCAAUCAGUCCGAUCCUGCAUCAUCGAAUGGAUCGCUCUGCUCCCAGAUACGGAAAAGUACCCGGUUUUGGAAAGAAGCUGUUUGAUGGAGACAGCUGCUUUUUCGACAUGGAUACUUGCAUUUUCCUUCGAUGAGAACGGCUUCGCCCUUUUAUCCUGCCUUCCCCGAGCUGAAAUCAAUCAAUCGGAUCACCGACCAUCUAAUUGCGUGAAGCCCAACGGACAGGUUCAUAUGGCUUCCCUCGUGAUGCCGAUCAACAAGACGCAUAGCAUGAAUGACAGUGAACUGCGGCAAUGGCAGGCCGGCAUUGCGGGCUUCAACUCUAAUAAAGUACUGGGUGGUCAGCGUCGUGCACCCGAAGAAGGCAAUCAAAAGCUGCAGCAGCUAACUCACAGCGAAGUGAAGAAUACUUGGAUCAUC